AUGGCAUUCCGGACCGGGGAGACCAUUGGCGGCUUUACCAUCGAUCGACUCUUGGGACGCGGGGCCUAUGGCGAGGUUUUUCUGGUGCAGCGGCAGGGACGAUAUGCCAUGAAGGUAAUCUCUUACGAUGCGGCUCACCAAAGGGACGUCGGCAGCAAGAGCUCCGAUCCUGCGUUGGAGGCAGCCCUUGCCGAAGCGGCUCUGCUUCAGGAGCUCCGCUAUCCACACAUCGUGAGUUGCGAAGAUGUCUUGUACGAGAUGGAUCGGCAGGUGGUCUGUCUCGUGCUGGAAUACAUGGACGGAGGCGACCUUCAUGGCCUCAUCGAUCGCCAAAGAGAGGCCGGGACUGGAUUUGAUGCACAUUUUCCUCGCCGAGUGCUCGCAGCGGUCGGGGGUGCAUUGCAGUACAUACAUGGCGUCGGCAUCCUGCACAGAGACGUCAAGCCUGCAAACAUCCUGCUCUCAAGGAGAUCCGGCCGGAUCAAGAUCUCCGACUUUGGCAUCUCCAAGCUUGUCGAAGCCACGACCCUGCAGGCUCACAGCCUCGUAGGCACGCCUUACUACUUUGCUCCCGAGCUCGUCUCCGGCGACGCGUAUGGAGCACCUGCCGAUGGCUGGGCGCUAGGUGCCGUGGUCUACGAGGUAGCUGCACUGCGUCGCCCGUUCGAGGCACUGAGAGGGGACCGGAGCGACUCCGGACAGAACAGCUCGCAAGCGUGGAGCACCAUGGAUCCACCGAGCGGCCCUGGCGAGGGUGGUGGCUCGCCUUGGGGAUCCAAGUAUGAUGGCAAAGACAAGGAGGUCGGGGGCGAAGGCGGCAUACUGCAGAUGCCGCGGGAGCUCCAGGUCACCUUUCUGCUGCUGUUCGUGACGGCAAUGUGCCUUCAUGCGGACCAAAAUUUGGCAGCCCCCAAUCUGUCGCAAAUUGCCAGCGACUUCCAGAUGACGCCGAUGCAGAAGGACUCUCGGCUUGGUGGCCUGGUGCAGUUCGGCUUCUUCCUUGUUGGAGGUGCUGUGUCCGUCCUUGUGGGACCUGCGGCAGACCAGUUUGACCGGAUUAACGUCCUCUGCUGUGUUGUGCUCUGUGGCUGCAUCCCAUCGCUGCUCAUGAGCCUCAUGGUGCCGUCAACGAAGGCAGGUUUCUUCUAUUUCUUCAUGGCGAGGAUAUGCACAGGGGUCGCGAUCGGCGGCUCAUUUCCAGUCUUGUUUGCAUUCUCGGCGGACGUCUUUCCCGCCUCCCAGCGCGCGCUGAUCUCUGGAGCCCUCAAUGCUGCGGGCAAUGUCGGUGCAGCGCUGGGAGGUCUAAUGUCAGGGGUCGUGGGUCCAUCGUAUGGCUGGAGGAUGCCCUUCACCAUCGUGGCGCUCCCCACCCUCGUUUGUGCAGCGCUCGUCCGCCUUCUUCUGGCAGACCCAAGGACGCAGCAAAAGGCCAAAGCCAAGCGCGAGGAAGUGGUGACCAACGAGGCCUUUUCUGCGUGGAUGGGUGGUGCAGAAAUUCGUGGGGAAGGACUUAGCAUGGAGGAUUUGGACCUGACCAAGUUUCAAAAGGUCUUCGCGGUGAAAUCCAACAUGUUGGUUUUCGCGCAGGCACUGCCUGGUUGCAUCCCCAUCUCAGUCAUCGUCACAUUCCUCGCUGACUAUUUGGCAACCGACCAAGGCAUGGCGGUUGAGGCAUCCACGGCCAUCACGGCGGUGUUUGGCAUGAGCUGCUUGGCCUUCGGAGUGACCGGUGGCAUCCUUGGACAGUCCCUCUGGAACCAGAGGCAGAAGAAGAUGCAACACUUCUGCUUGCUGACCGCUGCCGGCAUGCUGGUGGCUCCGCUGCCAUUUAUGCUGCUCGUGAACUCCUCGCAGGCGCUGAUCACGACUUCAUCUGGCCGGCCAACGCUCUUUGCCUUCUUCUUGGCUCUGUGCGGCGGGUCUGCUGCACUUGCAGGUCCCAACAUCCGGGCAGUGCUUAUGAACGUGAACCCCUCGGAGCGGCGUGGCACGGUCUUCUCAGCUUUCACCUUGUGCGAUGACCUGGGCAAGGGGCUGGGCCCCAGCAUUGUGGUGGCGCUAGUGUCGCUUCUUGGACGCCGCAAGGCCUUCACCCUCGCAUUUGGGGCUUGGUGGAUCAGUGGAGCCAUUGUCACGCAGCUUCGCAGUUCCCUCAGCAUUGAUGCUUCACGUGGUGGAGAUUCGAUACUUCCGACGAAAAAGAUGUAG
Messenger RNA from Symbiodinium necroappetens, 2208 nucleotides. The record is from the annotation of a GenBank genome assembly. NCBI's taxonomy places the organism in Eukaryota, Dinophyceae, Suessiales, Symbiodiniaceae.